UGGGACAAACCCAUUUCUUUCUUGGAGUGAAUAUAAUAUUACCUUUUAUGACAUCUGAUGGUUCCUGAAAAUCAAUAAAACCCGUCAAUGGUUAACGUUUGACUGAAAGGGAAGGGAGAGUCUGGGGAAGCAGAGCAGUGCAGAGGGAGUGUCCUCCGGGGAGACACACAAGUCUCAGCAAGAGUCUCAACAGCUGAAUGGAAGAAAAUAACUUUUAACAACCAUUUUGUUAUUUACUUAUGAAAAGGAGUUUGAAUAAAGAAACCACUAAGAUGCAAGCCCGGCUGCACUGCUUGUGUCUCCUCACACUUUAUUUGACAACUGGAUAUGGCCAAGAGGGGAAGUUUAGUGGACCCCUGAAACCCAUGACUUUUUCUAUUUUUGAAGGCCAAGAACUGAGUCAAAUCGUAUUCCAGUUUAAGGCCAAUCCUCCUGCUGUGACUUUCAAACUAACUGGGGAGACAGAUGGUAUAUUUCAUAUACAACCGGAUGGACUUCUAUAUUACAACGGAACCCUGGACAGGGAAACAAGAGCUGUUCAUAAGCUCGAGGUCUCAGCCUUGGAUGAGCAUGGAGCCACAGUGGAGGGCCCGGUCACCAUCACCAUAGAAGUGAAGGACAUCAAUGACAAUCGACCCAUGUUUCUCCAGUCAAAAUAUGAAGGCUCAGUAAGGCAGAAUUCUCGCCCAGGAAAGCCCUUCAUGUAUGUCAAUGCUACAGACCUGGAUGAUCCAGCAUCUCCCAACAGCCAGCUUAUUUAUCAAAUUGUCAUUCAGCUUCCCAAGAUCAACGACAUCAUGUACUUUCAGAUCAACAACAAAACGGGAGGAAUUUCACUUACCCUAGAAGGAUCUCGGGAACUGGAUCCUGUUAAGAAUCCUUCCUACAAUCUGGUGGUCUCAGUGAAGGACAUGGGAGGCCAGAAUGAGAAUUCCUUCAGUGACAGUGCUUCUGUGGAUGUUAUGGUGAAGGAGAAUAUUUGGAAAGCGCCAGAAGCUGUGGAGAUUGUGGAAAACUCAACUGAUCCUCACCCCAUCAAAAUCACUCAGGUGCGAUGGAAUGAGCCAGAUGCACAAUAUUCCUUAGUUUACAAGGAGAUGCUGCCAAGAUUCCCAUUUUUAAUUGACCAGGAAGGAGAUAUUUAUGUGACUCAGCCCUUGGAUCGAGAAGAAAAGGAUUCAUAUGUUUUCUAUGCGAUUGCAAAGGACGAGAAUGGAAAACCACUUUCAUACCCACUGCAAAUUAAUGUGAAAGUUAAAGACAUUAAUGAUAAUCCACCUACGUGUCCAUCUACAGUCACUGUAUUUGAGGUCCAGGAGAAUGAAAAAAUAGGGAGCAGUAUUGGAACUCUUGUUGCCCGUGACAUGGAUGAAGAAAACACCAUCAACAGUGUUUUAGGAUACAGAAUUGUGGAUCAGUCCCCCAAGUCUCCCAGAGAAGGGCUCUUUCUGGUCGAACUCUACACAGGAAUGUUCCAGUUGGCCAAGCAGUCCUUGAGGAAGCAAGACAGUCCUCAGUACCACUUGACAGUAGAGGUGUCCGACAAAGAUUUCAAGACCCUAUGUCAUGUGCAAAUCCACGUUAUUGAUAUCAAUGACCAGAUCCCCAUCUUUGAAAAAUCAGACUAUGGAAACCUAACUCUUGCCGAAGACACAGCUGUUGGGUCCACCAUCUUAACCAUCCAGGCCACGGAUGCUGAUGAGCCAUUUACUGGGAGUUCUAAAAUCCUAUAUCGUAUUACACAGGGAGACAGUGAGGGACGACUGGGGAUUGACACAGAUCCCCAAACUAACGCUGGAUAUGUCAAGGUUAAAAAGCCUCUUGAUUUUGAAACAGCAGCUGUUCACAACAUUGUGUUCCACGCGGAAAAUCUUGAGCCUCUGGUGUCUGGUGUAGAGUACAAUGCCAGCUCUUUUGCUGCAUUCAAGCUUAUUGUGACAGACGUAAAUGAAGUACCCCAGUUUUCCCAACAAGUUUUCCAAGCAAAAGUCAGUGAAGAUGUGGCUAUAGGCACUAAAGUGGGCAACGUGACUGCCAAGGAUCCGGAAGGUCUGGGCGUAAGGUAUUCACUGAGAGGUGACACGAGAGGUUGGCUGAAAAUUAACCCCGCCACUGGUGAGAUCUUUAGUGCGGCUCCGCUGGACAGGGAAACUGAAAGUCUGUAUCGGGUACAAGUAUUGGCAACUGAAGUAGGUGGAUCCUCCUUGAGCUCCACGGCGAAUUUCCACCUGACCCUUACGGAUGUGAACGACAACCCCCCACGGCUAGUCAAGGAGUACACAGGCUUGUUCUUCUGCUAUCCCCUCAAAGCACCCGGCAGUCUCAUUUUUGAGGCUACUGAUGAUGAUCAGAAGUCAUUUCGUGGUCCACAGUUUACAUUUUCCCUUGGCAGUAAAAGCUUACAAAGUGACUGGGAAGUUUCCAAAGUCAAUGGAUCUCAUGCCAGACUCUCCACCAAGCACACAGGCUUUGAGGAGGGAGUUUACAACAUCCCAAUCCACAUCAAUGAUGGUGGUCGGCCACCCUUGGAAGGGACUGUCUCUUUACCAGUUACUUUCUGCACGUGUAUGGAAGGAACGUGUUUCCGGCCAGCAGGUCACCUGGCUGGGAUACCCACUGUGGGCAUGGCGGUUGGUAUACUCGUGACCACCUUUCUGGUCCUUGGUAUAAUUUUAGCAAUUGUGUUUAUACGAAUGAAGAAUAAAGGCAAAGACAGUGUCAAAAGUGCUCAGGCAUCUGAAGUCAAACCUCUGAGAAACUGAAUUUGAAAAGGAAUGUUUGAGUUUAUGUACCAAGUGCUAUUUCAGUAACACAACUGUUUAAUCCCAUAAUUUUACAUUUCAUCCAACAUGUGCACUAUAAUUUUUCACAGAUACCCUUUUGCCCUUUAAUGUUUUAUUACUCUUAGAUAUUUUGUGUGCUAUAAACAUUAGAGAUAUUUCCCAUGACACUUUUUCCCUCUGCAAAAGCCUUAGCUAUUUAUCCAAAAACAAAAUGUGUGUGUCUUUCCCCUCUAGGGAAAGAUGGGCUGAUGAGAUAUUCUGUUCAUUUUUUCUUCAUUGAGGAGGUUUGUCAGUUGUCCACCACAAAAUUUCUAGGAUUCCAUUUCUGCUUUAUCUGAUUCCAUUCUCCUUCCUCAUGUCUCCUUUGGCAUUUUGCUAAUUUUAAAACUUUUGUUGGAGAAAAGAACAAAGUGGAAUCUAAAGG
Molecule: messenger RNA, 3207 nt
Organism: Ceratotherium simum simum (southern white rhinoceros)
Lineage: Eukaryota; Metazoa; Chordata; Mammalia; Perissodactyla; Rhinocerotidae
Gene: CDH17
Product: cadherin 17
Biological process (GO): cell migration; adherens junction organization; multicellular organism development
Cellular component (GO): adherens junction; plasma membrane; catenin complex
Molecular function (GO): beta-catenin binding; calcium ion binding; cadherin binding
Source: RefSeq, a predicted model, not a curated record